GACGGCUGCCCCUGGGCGUCGGAAGGCUCCGUAGAUAUGCCGGCAAGCUCUCUAAACUGUUUAAACUCGGUAUAGUGCCGUCUUAACUCCAGCUAGCUCCGGUCAAGAGAGUUCUUGAUGACAUGAUGAACGAAGGGAAAUGGGCCCUAGCUCGCGGCAUCUGUGGAUGCCGUCAUGGACCGUGGCCUCGGUGCUUUGAAUUCUAAAAGUUCAUACAUAAACUCAGUCCCCCUCACCCAGUCGCUGGCAUUUAUUGCCUGAUCAAUUCGUGCUCUCCAAGCUUUGAAGACAAAAACCGACUCCGAUAGUACCAUAUCAACAACGCGAGUCAGCUUAUCACAACACAACACACACAAUCAUGUCCGACAUCAAGUUCGAAGGAUGGCUCGGCCACAGCCCCGACAGUGUCAACGGAAAGAUGGAAUGGGGCGCAUUCGAGCCCAAGAAGUGGACUGAGGACGACGUCGACAUUGAGAUCUCCCACUGCGGUAUCUGCGGUUCUGACCUUCACAUGCUCCGCUCGGGCUGGGCUGAGACCCCUUAUCCUUGCUGCGUCGGACACGAGAUCGUCGGCAAGGCCGUCCGCGUCGGUAAGAACGUGAAGCACGUCUCCGUCGGUGACCGCGUCGGUGUCGGUGCCCAGGCUCGCUCCUGCAUGAAGUCCGACUGCCCCGAGUGCUCCAUCGGACGCGAGAACUACUGCGGCCGCGCCAACAUCAGCACAUACGGCUCCGUCUACCCCGAUGGCGAGGGCAAGGCCAUGGGUGGCUAUGCCGACUACAACAGAACCAAUGGACACUUCGUCAUCAAGAUUCCGGAUGGUAUUCCUUCUGAGGAUGCUGCGCCCAUGCUGUGCGGUGGUAUCACAGUCUUCUCUCCGUUGAAGGAGAACGGCUGUGGACCCGGAAAGACUGUCGGUGUCGUUGGUGUUGGUGGUCUUGGCCACUUUGCAGUGCUCUUCGCCAAGGCUCUUGGUGCUGACAAGGUCAUUGGUAUUUCCAGAAAGGCAACCAAGAAGGACGAGGUCCUGAAGCUGGGAGCUGAUGAGUACAUUGCGACCGACGACGACAAGGACUGGUCCAAGACCAAUGCCCGCAGCAUCGAUCUCAUCAUCUCUACUGUGUCCAGCGAGAAGAUGCCCCUGCAACAGUACCUGAGACUGUUGAAGGUUUACGGCACCUUCAUCCAGGUUGGUGCCCCCGACGGCGGAAACCUGCCUCCCAUCAACGCCUUCACUCUGCUCGCCAGCGGUAUCAAGGUUGGUGGCAGCGGUAUCGGCUCUCCCUCUGACAUCAGGGAGAUGCUCGAGCUCGCUGUUGAGAAGAAGGUCAAGCCUUGGGUCCAGAAGCGCCCGCUCAAGGAUGCCAACAAGGCUAUUGUCGAUAUGGAGCAAGGCCACGCUCGUUACAGAUACGUUCUGGUUAACGAGAAGCACGCCAAGUUGUAAGAGUAUCAAAAGGUUCGGAUUGGACUAUGUAGAUUAGAAGAUGAAUGACGAAAUGAUGAUGAGUUGAAGCAGCUGAGUCUAUGAAUCUGAUUGCAAACAUGUGCUCGCACGAAUUCUACAUUGCAUUUUCUUCAAUUUGUGGCUAACCGCGGUUUCUCAAGCUCGUGAGCGAUUGGGGCCAUGGCUCUAUCAACAACUAGGGUGCC
Molecule: messenger RNA, 1653 nt
Organism: Colletotrichum scovillei
Lineage: Eukaryota; Fungi; Ascomycota; Sordariomycetes; Glomerellales; Glomerellaceae
Product: zinc-binding dehydrogenase
Exons: 2
Coding region: 359-1447 (362 amino acids)
Biological process (GO): alcohol metabolic process
Molecular function (GO): zinc ion binding; alcohol dehydrogenase (NADP+) activity
Source: RefSeq, a predicted model, not a curated record